AUGGAACAUGAUAAAAAAUUGUUACCUAGAUUUCAAAUAUUUAUAUUGGGAGUUAUGGUUUUCUCUGAAGCCAUUAGUUCAACAUUUAUAUUCCCGUUUAUAUAUUUCAUGAUAAAAGAUUUCAAUAUUACUGAUGAUGACAAACAAAUCACAUCGUCAUUCUUUUUAGCUAAAGCUUGUUCUUCGAUAUUAUGGGAAAUGUUGUCCGAUAAAUAUGGUCGAUGUCUAAUAUUGUUGCUUGGUUUAUUAGAGUCUAUUAUCAGUUGUUUGCUGUUUGGAUUAAGUCAUUCGUUAUGGCAAGCCAUGCUUACUCGUUCAAUUAGUGGAUUUCUUAAUGGUAAUUCUGGAGUAACCAAGAGUAUUAUUGGAGAAAUUAGCAACAAACAAAAUGAAGCAAAAGUCUAUUCGAUUAUAAUCUCUUGUUGGUCAAUGGGAUUCAUCGUUGGACCAAUGAUUGGUGGAUAUUUAUCUAACCCUGUUCUUAACUAUCCGUUAAUUUUCGCAAAUAUUAUAUUCUUAAAAGACAACCCGUACCUUUUACCAUGUUUGAUAAUAGCCUUUAUUAUUUUGAUUAGUAUCUUAACCGGGUAUUUCAAACUCAAAGAAAUAUUCAAAAGUUACAAAAACGAUGAAAACGUAGCUUUAUUAACGAGCAAUAAUCCAGACAAAAGAGAAACGGUUAAAAAGAGUAUUUUUAAUAUACCUUUGGCUUCAUGGUUCGGACUAACUACUAAAAACCUAGCAUUGAUAUUCGCAUCAAUGGGUAUAACACAAAUAUUCUCUCAAAUCAUUAUUUAUCCUUGGAUAGAUAAAAGAGUUAACCGAGUUACAUCUUACAAAUAUGUUUGUUCAAUCGCAAUCUUUAUCAACAAUUCUGUGAGAUCAAAUUCAUUAGGUAAAGUGAACGGGAUAGCUCAGACUGCGGUUGCAUUUAUGCGUUCUGUAGGUCCUCUUAUAGGAGGAUUGAUUUGGAUGUGGUCUUUAUCUAAUAACUUGAAUUUUCCUUUUGAUGUCACCAGUGCAAUAAAAUUAAAAAGUAAUAAUAAAUUACUUCAAAAAUCUCUAGAGCUUGAUAUACAUAGAAAUGAUCCGGAAAAAGGACAAAUAGAAGAAUUUCUUCAAUUAUUUUAUGAUCAAUUUAUUAAUGUACUAGUUAAAGAAGAUAAAUUAGUUAUCGAUCUAGUCAGAAGUCGUUAUAAAUGGUUUGGCUUAGGCGGACAAGAUCCAGAUAAAAUAGGUGCUAAAAAAAUACUUGAAAGCAUUGACGCAGCAAAUAAGUUAACUAGUGAUGAAGCAAAGGAAACCAAAAGAAAGACUCAACUUAUUCUCAUGUUUUUAUUAUAUAG
Scutellospora calospora is the source of this 1346-nucleotide messenger RNA. The record is from the annotation of a GenBank genome assembly. NCBI's taxonomy places the organism in Eukaryota, Fungi, Glomeromycota, Glomeromycetes, Diversisporales, Gigasporaceae.